Messenger RNA from Myotis davidii, 2126 nucleotides. RefSeq names its product coproporphyrinogen oxidase (gene CPOX). The transcript has 6 exons. Gene Ontology annotation, molecular function: coproporphyrinogen oxidase activity. The annotation marks the transcript as partial. Gene Ontology annotation, cellular component: cytoplasm; mitochondrial intermembrane space. NCBI's taxonomy places the organism in Eukaryota, Metazoa, Chordata, Mammalia, Chiroptera, Vespertilionidae. The record is from RefSeq and is a predicted model, not a curated record.
GGGGAGGAGGAGGACGAGCUGGCCCGCCGCUGCAGGGGCUUCAUGGCCUCGCCCGUGACCGACCUGCGCGAGCUGCGAAGGAGGCCGGGCGACAUGAAGACCAAGAUGGAGCUGCUGAUCCUGGAGACCCAGGCGCAGGUGUGCCAGGCCCUGGCCCAGGUGGAUGGGGGCGCCGGCUUCUCCGUGGACCGGUGGGAGAGGAAGGAAGGAGGUGGGGGCAUCAGCUGUGUACUGCAAGAUGGGCAUGUGUUUGAAAAGGCUGGGUGCAUCUCAAAGUCCAGAGUCCAAGUCACAAUAACAUGUCUUGAUUUGGUAGGUAACAAGCAUUGGUGGUUUGGUGGGGGAAGUGACCUUACUCCCACGUACUUGAACCAAGAGGAUGCCGUCCAUUUUCACAGAACUCUAAAGGAGGCUUGUGACCGGCACGGCCCAGAUCUCUACCCUAAAUUUAAAAAAUGGUGUGACGACUACUUUUACAUAGCCCAUCGUGGGGAGCGCAGGGGCAUCGGGGGAAUCUUUUUUGAUGACCUUGACUCUCCAUCCAAGGAGGAGGUGUUUCAGUUUGUGCAGAGCUGUGCUCAGGCUGUCGUUCCUGCUUAUAUUCCCCUUGUGAAAAAGCACCGUGAUGACGCAUUCACCCCCCAGGAGAAGCUGUGGCAGCAGCUCAGGAGGGGACGAUACGUGGAAUUUAACCUGCUGUAUGACCGGGGUACAAAGUUUGGCCUCUUCACUCCGGGAUCCAGGAUCGAAAGCAUCUUGAUGUCUUUACCUCUGACUGCUCGAUGGGAAUACAUGCAUUCACCCUCAGCGAACUCCAAAGAAGCAGAAAUUCUGGAAGUUCUUCGCCAUCCAAGGGAUUGGGUGCAUUGACAGAGGCAAAGCAGCCACCCUGGGGUUUGAGGACACAGAAUGUGUGCCCCACUCCACUGGCCGGCACCGUUGCCACCCUGUGGCAGUUAGUCACCUAUGUCUUGAGCCCCAGUCUUCAUUCUGGAGCCUGCCUCCCUGGCCCCAGAGGUUUCCGUUGGAUGCUGUCAGUGAUGGGUGAGAAGGUGACCACAAGUCCAUUGGUUGAUAUAAAUCUCAUUGAUACUUUUAGAAUCAUUUUAUAUGACUAGUUUACAAAAUAUGACAUUGGGUUUCCUGUAUUGAGUUAAGGGAAUCUAAAUAUUAUAGUUUGCAUCAGGAGAACUUCUCAUGUUAUUUUUAUUUCUUAUAUUUCUUAAAAAUUGUAGUUUCUGCCACAAAAAUCUGUUGUGGGAUAAAUUUAUUUUCAUUAAUUCAAUGAGAUUGAGUUUAUCAGUAAUUUUUGAAAGCAACUUGAAAUGAAGGUAAAAGUUUUGCUUUGUCGCUACUGAAAUUUCUUUAGUCAUAAUAUAUGUAUGUCUGUAUCUUGCUGUAGAAAUCACAAUAUUGUAAAAUGCUCAUUUUUAUAUAAUGAUAGAUAUUUGGGAACACUUGAAAUUUUCUUAAUCUUUACAUGUGUUACAAUUCAGUGAUUACCUGUGGUUGUUAACUCUCCAUCUCUGUUAUUUCAAAAAGGGACAUCUAAGUUGUAAUUUUUAUUUUUUAAAACUAGAACUUGUUAUCUGCACUUUUGAAUGUGAAAGUUUAUAACCAUACAUUCUGAUAUUUAGAAUUUUCUAUUCCAGACAGUUCUAUAUGGAAAUUUAAACUAAAAAAAAAAAAAUCCUGGGGAUGUUAUGAAUAUAGGAAAUGUUUAUCGUUUAGUGAGAAGCAUUUUCCUUCUUUAAUUAAAGUAAGCAUAAAUGUUAUGAGUGUGAGAAGCAUGUAGGCAUUUUAUAAAUAUUUUUUCUUGUAAGAUGGACUAGUUGAAAUUGUUCUCUUUAAAUGAGAGAUUCUGUAACUCAUAUUUGCUUUUAAGAUAAAUUCACAAAAUUCUUAAAAUGGCUUCUUUGUUCACAUAAUAAUAUGAAUGUUUUUUUAAUUCAUAAUAUAUUGAAGUUUGUAAGGAAUAUUAUCUUCCUACAUACUAUUAAGCAUUAUCUUGGAACAUGUUGAAUGUAUGUGACUGUGUGUGACACUUUAGGGCUGGGAAAUGUAUGAAUUCUUUAAUUGUCUUACAACAGAUCUACUGAUUAAAUUUUAUUAUGGAAUAUGGUUUA